UUUCUCGAGCUCCGAAACGUGUAGAACUGAUUCUCACCCAUUUCAUCCUCCUCACCUGAACGCACGUGCAAUGGUUGAUUCCGUCAACAUUUAUUUAUUCCAUUAAAUAAAAAGUCAGUUACGGACACAGUGAAUCAAAAUGCCGGUUCUAAUAUCCAGCCAUAAAGUACUAUUGCUAACUGUGACUUUGUAUCUUUUCGAAUAUGGAUUGUGUUUUAAUUUAGAGACUCGUUUGCCGGUCAUCAAAGAGGGACCUCUAGGAUCUUAUUUUGGAUAUUCAGUUGCUCAACACCAAAUUAUUCAAGAGAAUGGUGAAAGGACAAGUGUGCUUGUAAUUGGAGCUCCUAAAGCAAGGAGUGGUUCUUAUAACAGUUCUGGUGCUGUUUUUAGCUGUCCCCUGUCUACUUUCAGAGAUUAUAUUGUAGAUUGUAAACAACUACCAAUAGAUCAAAAUACAGAAUUUAAUAGUCUUAAUAGUAGAGCAAUAAAAGACGACCAAUGGCUGGGUGUCACAGUUUCAAGUGGAGGACCAGGAGGCUAUGUGAUGGCUUGUGCUCAUCGUUACAUUUUAGCGGGGGAUGAUUAUCAAUGGGGUCAGGGCAUUUGCUAUUCACUCAAACAGAACUUGAGAGAUUUUGGUAGAACAUGGCAACCGUGUCAAAACCGACCCGUCAACAAGGCACAUGAACAGUAUGGAUAUUGCCAAGCGGGAACAAGUGGUUUGAUAACUGAGGACAAUACUAUUGUUAUUGGCACACCUGGCCCUUUUACAUGGAGGGGCACAAUUUUUACAAAUACUGUAUCAUUUAAAAUAAAAGAUGACAAGAGAUGGUAUUUUGGACCUCUUUUAGAAGAAACUUCACCUGUAGAUAAAUACAGCUAUUUAGGCAUGUCUGUAACAUCCGGUGUGUUUUUCAAUGGAGCACGAAGUUUUGUAGGAGGCGCCCCAAGAUCGAAUGGAACUGGACAGGUUGUGUUUUUUGCAAAAAAUAAGCCUGAUGUAACUUUUGUAGUGCAACUGAUAUUAAAUGGAGAAAAAUUUGCUUCUUCCUUUGGUUAUUCCCUUACCUCCAUUGAUAUUAAUAGCGAUGGAUUUCUGGAUCUUGUUGUAGGGGCUCCCUUUUAUUUUGACAAAGGCAAGGGUGGUGCAAUUUAUAUUUAUAUGAAUUCUGCUAAGGGUAUUAGUGAAAAUACAGAGCCUAUUAAAAUCACUGGGAAGUCAGAAUCUCGAUUUGGCUUUGCUGUUGAGAAUGCUGGUGACUUAAAUCAAGAUGGAUUUCCAGAUCUUGCUGUUGGGGCACCUUAUGAGGAAGGUGGUGGGGCUGUAUACAUAUAUUCAGGAUCAGAAGAAGGUCUUGUACUUACGCCCUCUCAAGUUAUACAACCAGAAAACAUCAAUAAGGCAAGUAAUUUAGUAACUUUUGGUUACUCUCUGAAUGGAAGAAUGGAUAUGGAUGGCAAUGGAUAUCCUGAUCUGUUGGUUGGAUGUUAUGAAAGCAACUCUGUUGUUUUGUUAAGAUCACGUCCUGUGUUGGAUAUUGCUACUUCAGUUAAAGGUCAAUUGUCAAGCAUUGAUCCUGACAAAAAAGGAUGUGAAAAAGAUAGAAAUGCUCCUGGUGUUUGCUUCUCCUUUGAGGCAUGCUUUCAGUUCAAUUCUACCUCACUAUCAACAUUUGAUGCUCUAAAACUGAAAUACAAAAUUGAAGCUGAAACUUUCACUGGAAGAAAGUAUUAUAGAGUUCGCUUUAAAUCUUCUUUGGACAGUGACACACCAAAUAUAGUUGAGAAAGAAGUUACAAUGAAGGGCAGCUCUUUCAAUAGAAAACAUUGUUCUGAAGAAGUUGUGUAUUUAAAAGAUAAGAGUGAUAUACAAAAUCCUGUCCAGUUUAAACUGACCUAUUCACUUAUCCAAAAAGAUCCAAUUCAGCCAAUACCAGGUGAUGUACUGCCAGAUGUAAAUGUGUAUCCAAUUCUGAAUCAAAAAGAAGCUUCAAGAAUCUUUGAGGCAAAAUUCUUAAAAGAUUGUGGAGUCAAUGAUAUUUGUGAAAGUGCCUUAGAUGUUGUUGUUGACAUCAAUUUAAAAAGAGACGAACAAGGCAAACCUAUUUUGUAUUUGGGUGAAAAACAGUUAGCUUUAUCUGUAAAAGUUACUAAUUCCAAAGAGCCUGCUUAUGAUGCUAUGUUGUAUGUGUUCCAUCCUGUCAGCCUAAGCUAUGUGGGAAAGAGAGUUGUGAAAGGUGAUCAAAUUGAAUGUGUUCCUUUCAAUUCAACAGUUACAAAAUGUGAACUUGGAAACCCUUUGAAAGCUAGUGAGGUUGAACUGCUUAUCAGGUUUAAUCCCAAAGAUGUUGCUGCGGAUGAAAGAAGUCUUAAGAUGAGUGUUAAAGUAAAUACUACAAGUGUAGACGAAAAUGCUGAAACUCGAGAUGAUACUGUAAUUGAAGCAAGUAUUGUUAAGUUAGCCGAACUUGAAAUCAGAGGAGCAUCUCAACCUGAACAAGCAUUUUAUGGUGGUGAUUCAAGUAAAGUUCCUGUAUAUGUUGAUGAUGUUGGCAAUGAAGUUGUCCACAUUUAUGAGAUUAUUAAUCAUGGGCCGUGGUUGGCCACGGGUGUUGAAGUGGUUGUGUCUUGGCCAUAUGAAGCUAUUGGAACAUAUGAACAUGGAAAAUGGUUGCUAUAUAUUGUUGAAAAUCCAGAGAUUAUUGGCAAUGGUUAUUGUGAAUUAGAUCCUGCUCAGUUAAAUCCAUUAAAACUUCAAAGGCAUCCUGAAGAAUUGCGUUUAGCUUCAGCCAGUUCUUAUCGCAAAAGAAUAAAACGAGGAGUAGAACCUCAAGAAUUAAGAAUGGAAGGCAAAAUUGUAAAAGUUGUCAAUUUGGAUUGUGAGAAAGGUACUGCAAAGUGCUUUCAGUUUGAGUGUUACUUCCGAAGUAUAGAAAGAGGCAGUACAGCCAUUGUGAGGAUUAAGGCUAGACUUUGGAAUAGUACCUUUGUUGCGGAUUAUCCAUCUGUGGACUGGGUGACAGUCAGUUCUAAAGCUCACAUUCGAGGCAUUUCAGAGGAUAUUCGACAAACAGAUGAGGCAAAUGAUUAUGCUUCAGCUGAAACAAAAGCAUAUCCGGAUAUCGCUUUGUAUCAGAAAACUGAGGAAGUAGCUUUAUGGAUCAUCAUACUUGCUGCUUGUGCUGGAAUUCUUUUACUUAUUAUACUCAUUAUCAUUUUGUGGAAGUGUGGAUUUUUCAAGAGGAAAAAGCCUGGUUAUGAGCCAGCACCUACACAUGAAAAAGAAUACAUGUAAAGAGCUUUACAUCAGUAUGGGUGAAAACACAACAACAAUGGUUGUGUGUCUUUUCAACAAAUUUGCUAUGCAAUUAAAAAGGCAGCUAUUCUUUAUAGAAGUUUAUACUUCAACAAACUGGACAAAAAUAUUUGUUGUAUACCAUGUGCUGCUAAUAUGGAACUUCAACUUAAAUGAGGAAUUUUAAUAACCUGCCAUAUUGUGAAUGAUGUUAGCAUUUUACUUGCUGUGAUGAACAUUAACUUUUUAUAAGUUGUCGAGGAAAUGUCAUUUUAUUCCUGGGCUUUUUGUGAAGCCAAUAAAUCCACAGAGAAUAAGAAAAUGUGAUAUAUAUGAAGUACUGCCAACUCAAAACUGUUCGAUAGCCCACUUUAUAUUUCUCUCUUGAAGGAUUGUAGCUGUACUGAGUUUUUUUUUUUAAUCACAAAAUGACUGAGUGCUUUUUUAAUAGUUUUACUUUGUGCUUUUGUGUCUUGAAGUUAACUCGGUCUUUUUAGCCAUGUUUUAUGAGUUUUGUUUUAUUAAAUACUUUUUAAGUUUCAUGUUUUGUUAUGUAUUACAUGUUUAAAAUAUUUUGAACAUUUAACUAAUUCUUUUAAAACACAAAAUAUCCAAAUUAAUUUUGUUAAUAUUUUACUUUCUUAUAUUCUGAAUAUGAAUGAAUGAAUGAAUGAUUAAAUAUCUUAAGCAGUGGAAGCUUCGGUGAAGAAUUUAUUCACCAGUGAAGUUUUAUUGAAAUUUUUUGGAUAUUUAUAUAUAUGAAUCACAACACUGAAUGUUUUUUGAAGAGAACAAAAUCUAUAUCAGAUAAAUUCUCAGAAAGGUAUAUUAAUGCUUUAAUUUUCUUGUAUUGUCCCAGCAAUUUCAUUGUUGUAAUGUUUAUAAUUUAAUAAUUGUUUCUUAUCUCCUGUAAUUUCCAAAUUUUGAAUGUAAUUUUUUUUAAUGAGAAACAUACUUAAUUAUGAAUUGUAAUUUACUAUACAGUAACUGAAAUAAAUCUGCGGAAGUUUAAUAUAAUACAGAAGAAUUUUAAUUAUUUUGAUAUAUUGCUUAACUAAAUUUUUUUGAAACAGUUUUUACAUAUGUGAUAUUUUAAAGAUUUUUUGAGCUAAUUUUUUUAAACAUUUAAAAUGUUGAUUAAAAAAAUAAGAUUUCCAAAACAUUCAAAUUAAAAAGGUAUACUUUGUUAAACUGUUAGUAUUAUAUAAUAUUUUAACUCUCAUUCUAAAAAGAGAAGAAUGCAUGACUUAAUCAGGCUUGAAAAAAAAUAUCCGUGAUUUCAGAAUGACUUAUUUUAACAAGCAUUUUAUUUCACACACAGCACAGCUGUUCUGAUGCAUUUAUUUUAUAUUCAAAAUGAUAUAUGAUAUUUUGCUGAUAAAAACAAUUUCAUUGCUAUUUAUAAGUUUGAUUGUAUUUCUUUGAUGUCCAUAAUGCUAUUAAUUCUUGCUGGUAAAAGAAAAUCACUAUUUUCAAUUAUAAUUGCUAUUUAAUAUUCAUAAUAUGUUAAUUUUUAGAGACAUGAGUUACACAGCUUUGAAUAUACAUUUACUUUUUCGAACAAUUAUUUUUGAAAUCAAAAUAUACUCUCUUUGAUGCGAGUAUGAAACAAUCAACUCCUUCAUAUACGUAUUCUAUCACAUAUCUCUGUCCCUGUAUGAUGUUUUCUAAUACAAUAAUACUUUAAUUAAAAACAGAUAUUUGUAAAUAGAAUGCCAUUCUGUGCCUUAUAUUGUAGAUAGUAUUGUAACUCGUAAAGAGCAUAUUUUAUUUUUCUUGUAAUUAAUCAACUUUUUUGUAUUUGUAACAAACAGAAAGUGAAAUAUGUUCAAGAAAUUAUAGGUAUAGAUAAACUUUUUUUUUCAGUAUACUAUUUUUAGUUCUUGGAAAUAAUGAAAACUUGUAUUCAAGUAUAUUAACACUAUAAAU
Molecule: messenger RNA, 5224 nt
Organism: Argiope bruennichi
Lineage: Eukaryota; Metazoa; Arthropoda; Arachnida; Araneae; Araneidae
Product: integrin alpha-PS1-like
Exons: 26
Coding region: 140-3295 (1051 amino acids)
Biological process (GO): cell-cell adhesion; cell adhesion mediated by integrin; integrin-mediated signaling pathway
Cellular component (GO): external side of plasma membrane; integrin complex
Molecular function (GO): integrin binding
Source: RefSeq, a predicted model, not a curated record